Molecule: messenger RNA, 537 nt
Organism: Linum tenue
Lineage: Eukaryota; Viridiplantae; Streptophyta; Magnoliopsida; Malpighiales; Linaceae
Source: the annotation of a GenBank genome assembly
AUGACGACUUUCUUCUCAUUGGAGCUGAUAACUGAGGCUGCUUCGAACUCGGUGAUGGUCUUCUUCUUCUGCAAUCUGAUCAUCGUCACCAUCCUCGUCGCCUCCUCCUCGGCAUCUCCUUCUUCGACGACAAGCGGAAUGCACCACGUCUCGAUGGUGGCGGGAACUCCCUACUACCACGUGACUAUUCACCAGCAGGAGGAGACUCUGGUUCUUGGUGCAGGAAAUGAUGCUCUGUUUUCCAGUGAUGAAAACAGAGCAUCUUGGUCGUUGUCAUCUGCGGAUUCCAAGUUGGCCGCAUUGGCAACAACUACCCACCAAGAUGAGGAUGAAGAAGAGGAAAAGGAAGAAGAAGCUGAUUGCAGCAGCGGUGGAGCAGAAAAUGGAAAAGAGGACUGCAAUGACAAUGAUGAGUGCGUGGACGAGGAAGAGGAUGAACUGAGAAAGAGAGUUGAGGAGUUCAUAGAGAAGACUACCAAGGAAUGGCGGGCAGAAUUGCUGAGAACAUCAAAAUCGCGGCUCAUGAUUGCUGGUUGA